Molecule: messenger RNA, 1443 nt
Organism: Trichoderma virens Gv29-8
Lineage: Eukaryota; Fungi; Ascomycota; Sordariomycetes; Hypocreales; Hypocreaceae
Exons: 1
Coding region: 1-1443 (480 amino acids)
Source: RefSeq, a predicted model, not a curated record
AUGGAGGUCAAGAUAGACCAGCAUUUCAACGCAAAAGUCUAUACUUCUGGAUCUACCAUUGCUGGUCAUGUUGCAGUCCGCGUCUUGAAAGACACUGCUUUCCACAAUCUGGACAUUGUCUUUGUUGGCAUUUCUGCGACGCGACUUGAUUUUGUUCAGCAGUAUCCCUCACACUCUUUCAGACCAUUUUUGAAGAUUCGUAUGCCACUUCAAGAGUCGGAUUUGCCUGUGGAUCGGAUAUUCCGAGCCGGAAACGAUUACAAGAUUCCAUUCCACUUUGUUGUUCCUCAUCAGCUCACCAUCGGAGCCUGCAAUCAUGCUUGCUUAUCACAAGACGUCCGGGAGCGACACUUGCGGCUUCCCCCCAGUUUAGGAGCUUGGGAGGCCGAUGAUCAAGCUCCAGACAUGACUCAGAUUGAAUACGCAAUAAAUGCGAAGGCUAUUCACCUGGGAAAUGGAAUCGCUACAAAAGUCAUGGAAGCGCAUCAUAUCCUCAAGGUUCUUCCUUCGCUCCCCGAAGAUGCGCCACUUGAUAUCACUUUUCUCGAUGAAUGGUAUAAGCUGUCCAAAACCAAGACCAUUCGGAAAAGCCUGUUCUCGAGCAAGACGGGCCAAUUUACCGCCAGUGCAAUUCAGCCCAACGCCGUGAUCCUUUCUGCAGAUGGACACAAAUCUUCCAUGACAAGCGUCCGUAUCAACUUGGAAUACGCCCCCUCUUCGGCUGAGACGGCCCCUCCCAAGAUUAACUCAGUUACUGGCAAGCUCGUUUCUACCACCUUUUUCAGCGCCGUACCUGUGGACCAUCUGCCAAACUUGGGCAGUCGGACGAACUGCGAGAGCACCCCUUGCUUGAAUUAUACGACGACACACUCACUAUUUACUCUUCCGGUGGAAUCAGUGUCAUGGAUGCAGCAAGAUGCAUCGUCACGGUUGCGACGAGAUUCAGGCUAUUCAAGCACUGUGGUGGAUGGUGAUGCUUCCGACACAGAUGCUUCCGAGAGAAGAAGGCGGCAAAAUAGCAAAGAAAAGAGCUCCAAAAAGCCCAAACUCUCGACCGUCAGGCACACAACGGAUAUUGAGAUUCCGUUUACCGUAUCCAACUCGAACAGAAAACUUUUUCUGCCGAGCUUUCACUCAUGCUUGAUUUCUCGAUCUUAUACACUGCAGUUGAUUCUGUGUGUGGGACCGACGAAAACCGCCAUUUCGCUUGCAGUACCUCUACAGAUUGGCGUCGAGACAAUCUACGAACCCCAGGGUCACGAACUUCCUAGCUUCGAAAGUGCCGUGGCACAGGCUGAAGAAGAAGAAGCAGAUGCAUACUUGCAGCCCCGCGUGAUGCAUGUUCCGGAAUCGGGGCUGCAGAAUGAUAAUGUGUUGCCAGGAUAUAAUGAACUGCGCAGGAGAACCAUUGGCGUUGCCUAUGGGAACGCUAUGAGAGCAUAA